Messenger RNA from Prunus mume (Japanese apricot), 1130 nucleotides. RefSeq lists its product as uncharacterized. NCBI's taxonomy places the organism in Eukaryota, Viridiplantae, Streptophyta, Magnoliopsida, Rosales, Rosaceae. Gene Ontology annotation, cellular component: nucleosome; nucleus. Gene Ontology annotation, biological process: nucleosome assembly; chromosome condensation; negative regulation of DNA recombination. The record is from RefSeq and is a predicted model, not a curated record. Gene Ontology annotation, molecular function: double-stranded DNA binding; nucleosomal DNA binding; structural constituent of chromatin.
ACAACGAAAUUACCAGUGAACACACAUUGCUAUAGAUCCAGAUCUCCAUCCUUCGAUUUCAGUCCCUCUUUCUCCUCAUUUCAAACCCUAACCCUAAAUUCGAAUCCCAAUCUCUCUUUCUCAAUCCGAUGGCAUCCGAAGAAGCGAUCGCCGCCGUGGCUGAGACGGUCGAGAAUCCUCCACCGGAGCCGGCCAGCACCGAGCCGGCGGAGGAAAAACCGGCGGCCAAAACCAGCAAGGCGAGCAAAGCCAAGGAGCCGAAGGCGAAGAAACCAGCCGCUCCCAAGAAGGCUAGAACUACUCCCACUCACCCUCCUUAUGAAGAGAUGGUUAAGGAUGCGAUUGUGACUUUGAAGGAGAGAACUGGUUCGAGCCAGUAUGCGAUCACAAAGUUCAUUGAAGAAAAGCACAAGCAGCUCCCUCCAAACUUCAAGAAGCUUCUGCUUUACCAUUUGAAGAAGCUUGUUUCUUCCGAUAAGCUCGUCAAGGUCAAAAGUUCAUUCAAGCUUCCUUCUGCUAGGUCCGCCGCGGCAACUAAGCCUGCUUCUCCGGUGAAGAAGAAGCCAGUGGCCGCCGCCAAGCCCAAGGCUAAAGCUGCUGCGAAGCCUAAGGGAGGCAAAACGACAAAGCCAGCAAGCAAAGCUCCGGCGAAGCCAAAGGCUGCUGCAGCAAAGCCAAAGCCUAAGCCGAAACCUGCUGCAAAGCCGAAGGCUGCUGCUCCAAAGCCCAAAGCUGCUGCUCCUGUCAAGUCUAAGCCGGUUGCAACUGUCAAGCCUAAAGUUACCGCUGCCAAGCCAAAAGCUGCAGCUGCCAAGCCAAAGGCAGCAGCUCCAAGGCCCAAGCCCAAGGAGAGACCGGCCAAGGCGGCACGGACUCUGACGAGGUCAUCUCCGGGAAGAAAAGCUCCGGCGGCCAAGCCUGCACCGAAGAAAGCUGCGACUCCAAAGAAGGCUCCAACUCGGAGCGUGAAGCCAAGAAGCGUCAAGUCACCGGCGAAGAAAGCUCCAGCUCGGAAGGGAAGAAAGUGAGAGAAUAGGGAGGAAGAGACUCUAGUUGGUUGUAGGGGUAGUCUUGUAAAUCUCUUCGUGUUUGCAGUUAAGGAAAAAAUAUAUAUCGGAUUUUUUUUUUUU